AUGUCUCUCCAUAUCCCGUAUUGGGGAUCUGGUUGUUCCCUGUUGCAAUAUUCCAUUCCUCUUGCACAGGUCUGCGAGCUGGAUAUCAUUUUCCACUUUGAAAAAGCCUAUUACGUUCUAGAUGAGUUCAUUCUCGGGGGUGAAGUUCAGGAGACAGGAAAAGAUACCGCGCUUAACUAUAUCGACAUGCAAGAUCUCAUGCAAGAAGAGGAGUGUAAAACCAGAGAGGAACAGGCCGAUAUCAGCGUAAUUGACGUAUCCGAGUUUUGA
This is a messenger RNA of Dicrocoelium dendriticum, 270 nucleotides long. NCBI's taxonomy places the organism in Eukaryota, Metazoa, Platyhelminthes, Trematoda, Plagiorchiida, Dicrocoeliidae. The record is from the annotation of a GenBank genome assembly.